Messenger RNA from Fomitopsis serialis, 2817 nucleotides. RefSeq names its product DNase I-like protein. The transcript has 9 exons. Gene Ontology annotation, molecular function: catalytic activity. The record is from RefSeq and is a predicted model, not a curated record. Bases 402 to 2354 code for a protein of 650 amino acids. NCBI's taxonomy places the organism in Eukaryota, Fungi, Basidiomycota, Agaricomycetes, Polyporales, Fomitopsidaceae.
CGACUCCUUGACCUCGACGACGACCUCAGCCUACUAGAGGUCACUACAUCACAUUAAUUGCUUGCACGCUCAGCACUUCUAUUGUCGUCUGGUAUUGUGCGGACAUUGGUUAGAGCCACCUAGCCUGACGUGGUACUAGCGAGCCUGCGACUUUCCGUAUCAAGCACGUUCUGGUGGUCGUGUUGUAGCCGCUCGGGCUUGCAGCGCGGUUGCCACCGCCUUUGGCAGACAAUACACCCUUCUUCUCCUCAGACAACAUGCGCCGUUGAGCGCAGUCAGACAUCGAAACGUGCCCCUCCCUCUUUCCUCAUACCGUGGUAACGACGUCUGUGGUUUCGUCUCCCGUGCAUUGACGAGGAACUUCGCGGCCACUUGAACGCGCAUACGGUGUACCGCUCAGCAUGCUCUCAGCCAGAGUACUCUGUUCAGCUCUUUCUCUCGCAGGCGCACCCAUCGCUACGUGGGCAAUCAGCGUCACUGAGAUCCAAGGCAACUCAUUCCGGUCGCCUUACGAGGGCCAAACCGUCAACGAUGUGUAUGGCAUCCUGACCGCAAAGGACAAAUACGGCGGGUGGAUCUCCGACGUGCCCUCCUCCGACCCGCGCGAGUCUAACGGCAUACGCAUCUACGGCCCGCACGCCCUUCGCGGCGUCUCCGUCGGCGACGACAUCUCCCUCACGGGGCGGGUCGCGGAGUACCGCGCCGCGAACAACCCGAACGACCUCUCGCUCACCGAGCUCGACCUCAUCCGCGACAUCAUCGUCUUCUCGCACGACAACCACGUCGCGCCCGUGCUCCUCGGCGAGGAUCGCACGCCGCCUAAGGGUCAGCCCUCCGCGUACGACGACGGCCCGGACGGGUGGCUGUCCGUACCGAACAAUGUUACGCGGCUCGAGGAGGAGAACGAGGUGUUGCGCCCGGAUUUGUAUGGCCUGGACUUUUGGGAGAGCUUGGAGGGACAGCUGGUCACGGUGCCGUCGCCUGUCGCGGCCAACUUCCCGGACUGGUUCGGUGCUGUGUGGGUAUAUGGGGCUUGGCCGGUGGCAGGGCUAAACUCGAGAGGCGGGUUGACUGUCCACUUUCCCGAGUCGGGAGGAGCACCCGACGCACACUCCGGGGCUAUCCUCAUUGGCCGUCCUCUGGAUGAUACCAAGCUGCCGCGCGCAUAUAUGGGUAUGGAGAUGAGCGAUAUCACAGGCGUCGUGACAUAUCAGUUUGGCAACUACUACGUCUUGCCUCUGACCGCGCCCGACAUCGUCUCAACGCCCGAUGAGUGGCCAUCACCGACCACUCUCCUGUCAGGGUCGAGCCCGUGCUCCCUCACUAUCGGCGACUACAAUGUAGAGAACAUGGGCCCGCGCUCCUGGCACCUCCCCACCAUCGCCGACCACAUUGUCAGCUACCUCAACGCGCCCGACAUCGUCUUCCUGCAAGAGAUCCAGGACGACUCGGGCACGAAGAACGACGGGACGGUGUCCGCGGACAAGACGCUCAGCAGGCUCACCGCGGCGAUCGCGCGGGUGAGCUUGUACGAGGCGCAGUACGAGUAUGCGUACGUCGCCCCGGAAGAUAAUAUGGAUGGCGGGCAGCCGGGUGGGAAUAUCAGAGUGGCGUACUUGUGGCGUCCUGCGAAGGUAUCUCUGGUAUCUGGUUCGCCUGCUGGGAACGCAACAGAGGCGACAGAGCCUGUUCUGGACGAGCAAGGGAAGGUAACUCUGAGCUUCAACCCGGGACGUAUCGAUCCCAUCAACACAGCAUGGGAGGAGGCGCGCAAGCCUGUUGCGGCAGCGUGGCAGACGAAUAAUGGAGAGCGGUUCUACACCGUGAACGUCCACUACAGCUCGAAACGUGACAGUUCGUCCGCGCAGGGCGAUGCGCGGCCGCCUGUAAACGGCAAGAGCGAGCAGCGCACAGCGCAAGUGAACGUCACCGCAACCUUCAUCUCGUCGCUCCUGGACCUCGACCCCACCGCACACAUCAUCGUCGGUGGGGACAUGAAUGAGUUCCUGCAGACGCGGAGCGUCUUUGCGCCCUUUGUUGGGCUGCUCACGGACAUGAACGAGGUCGCAGGGGUUCCGCCGUCGGAGCGGUACACGUACGUGUACGAGCAGCACGCGCAGGAGAUCGACCAUAUCCUCGUGUCGGACGCGGUCAAGGCGAAGGGCGGGGCCGUGGAACAUGUGCAUAUCAAUACGUGGGCGACGAGCAAGGGCGCGCAGACGAGCGAUCAUGAUCCGACUGUGGCGAAGGUGUGGGUGUGCGCGAGCGAGGAUAGGGAAGUAGGCUCUGCGCAUGAUAGUGAUUCUGACCAGGGUAUCGUGCAAGCUCCUUGGAACCAGAUCAUUGUGCUAUAAGCGCGCCCUGCGACCAACGAUCCAGUUUGUCAUUAUGACUGUCCCAUGAUGAGACAGCAGUUUACAGUAUAGGAUUUCGCUAUGGUACAGGGUGGUCAAUGCAAGUGGGGCGCGUCCUAGAUGUACCGGAAGAUGUUGGCUUUCUAUUGUAAAUGAAUGUACUAUCAGUAUCCUGUGUACCUAGGUGUGUUUCAUGAAUUGUACAUACCACAUUGCGCCGGUAUCCACCUUCCACUUGACCGCCUUCAAAUUCUGAAUUAGCCAGCGAGCCUUGACGCUCCUUCCAUUUAUCCAUCAGCGCAGCAUCCUGCUCGGCUACGGUCAUUUUGUGAGGCUUGGGUCCGGGUUGCUCGGGUUUAUGUGCUUCGUCCACUAGUUCUGCACUGCUCGCUUGUGAUGCUUGUGCAGCGUCGUUUUGAGCGGCAUCCUCUGCAGCUAUCUGCGUGUCGUGCUGCCUGAUAUU